AUGUCGAGUUGUAAGGAUUUGGAAGUUAGGUUAGGGUUACAGAUGGGGUUGUCACAGACUUUGUUGAAACCUAUGGUUAACAAAGAAAUGGAGAAGGAGGAGAACAGAUUGUUGGGGAAGCAAAUUAAGCUAGGAGAUAAAUUUGUGGUUGAGGAGGAGAAUUUGGGAGGAACGGAUGAUAUGCUUGCGAGUUUUAAGAAGAAGUUGAAAGAUCUUGACAAGGAUUUGGGAUCUAUAAGAGGCAUUCAGCCCCACUUUGUUCAAUAUUUGUUCUCUGUAACAAAAAAUGGGAUGGCUUAUUCGAUGAUAUACUCAUUUAGGUCAGUUUUUGCUUUUGCAGAUGGUUCUGUUUUAUGUUUGUCUUAG
Dovyalis caffra is the source of this 366-nucleotide messenger RNA. Lineage: Eukaryota; Viridiplantae; Streptophyta; Magnoliopsida; Malpighiales; Salicaceae. The record is from the annotation of a GenBank genome assembly.